AUGGCAAUGGGAGUACUACCAUGUUCCUUCAUCAUUGCUAUAGUGAUCGUGGUGUGCUGGACGGAUUUCGUUCUUUCAUGUCCAUCUUCCUGUAACUGUUUCCAGGAUAAUUUCGGAACAACUGUUCGAUGUCGGAAUAGAGCUAUCAGCUCAGUGAUCUCGGGACUGCCUGUACACACCAAACGUCUGGAAAUUCUUGCUGCCCAGGGUGUAUCCAGCCUGUCACAGACCACCUUUGAUGGUGGCAACAUUGGGACUGUUAAUUCACUGUUGAUACAGGACAGCAGAAUACAGAGUAUUGGUGAUAACACUUUUUCCAAGUUCACCAGUCUGAACACCCUCAAUCUUACCCAUAAUAGUAUCAGAUCAAUCACUAAGAAUGCUUUUGCUGGACUCGUCAAGCUCGAAACACUUGAUCUCUCGUCAAAUGAUAUGCAACAGAUAGAAGAGGAGUUUGUUCCAUUGAUACAACUUCAGCAUCUUGAUUUGAGCUCCAAUUCUAUAACCAGUAUCCAGAACGGUGCCUUUAACGCUCAGGUGAUACUUCGAUUUCUCAGACUUGAUUCAAACAAAUUACAAACAAUUCAUGGUCACACAUUUCAGGGCCUGAUAAACCUUCGUACACUGAAGAUACGAAACUGUGGCUUACAUUCAUUGGCCACUGACCUAUUUAAUAUCAUUCGCCACCUGCAGACCCUAGACAUUGGUGACAAUCUCAUUUAUCAGUUGCCUUCCACGGAGACCUUUCAACAUAUCCCAGCUGCAUUACAGCACUUUAUUGCGGACGGCAACCAAAUAUCUGCUCUUGUCAGACAUCAGUUCUCGCGAUUGAACCUAAAUACUCUUGAUUUAUCUCGUAAUAGGAUCAAUUUUCUAUCUCAUGCAUCUUUUGCUGAGUGUAAUGUGCGAAACUUAUACCUAUCAUCUAAUUCAAUAACUAGCAUUGAAGAAAAUGCAUUGGCUUCUUUAGCGCCUCAGCUGGAGAGAUUGGUUCUAUCUAAGAACCCGUUACGUUCCAUACCGCUUCACGUGUUUGAUGGUCUGUACAGGCUAAUAUACCUAAAUUUAAGUACAUGUUCUCUCAGUAAGCUGGAAGAUUUACAAUUCCAGUCAUUACAGAGUUUGCGAAGCUUAGAUUUGUCUAUAAAUUCUUUACAGUAUAUACCCAAAGUAGCAGUUGAUAAAUUUGAAAAUCUUCAAGAGCUUGGACUUUAUGGCAAUCAGUGGCACUGCGAUUGCCACAUUAGACCUUUAUGGAACUGGUUACAGGGGUUUGUUCAUGGAAUUUUAUUGUGCCCUACAGGGCAAAAUAUAGCAAUAUAUAGUAACUGUAAGACACCAUUGUGUGGUUCACCAGCCAAUGUGAGGAAUUCACCUGUAGCCUCAUUGUCUGAAGGAAGUAUUCAGGCGUGUCAAGUAAUGGGAGACGAAGAGACAAUGUCUGUUGGAACAAUCAUUGGCCUUACUCUAGGCAGCAUGGCUGUCAUAAUUUUAUUUGCAAUCUUAGUUAUUUGUAUCUGUCGUCAUCGACAUGGUCGUCCUUUACCUACCAUAUGCAGAGCCAACUCAACUGCGAGUAGUCACAAGGAAGACCGGGAGAAGUCCACCACACCAUUCAAGGAUGUAGACAUGGGCUCUUUGAAUGAGUCUGAUAAAGAUUUUGUGGUGAAGCGCUACUUUCGCUCAAUGGAGAACCAACCCACAAGUGUGGCGUCCUACCGUGGGACUCCAUCCUUGUCACACAAGGAAUUUGAUUUUAAUGGUUCAUGUCCUUCAAUUCACAGUGUAAACAGUGUGUUCAAUGGGCCAAUAGGAUACGAGUCUACUGUAUGA
Molecule: messenger RNA, 1833 nt
Organism: Ylistrum balloti
Lineage: Eukaryota; Metazoa; Mollusca; Bivalvia; Pectinida; Pectinidae
Product: carboxypeptidase N subunit 2-like
Exons: 1
Coding region: 1-1833 (610 amino acids)
Cellular component (GO): plasma membrane
Molecular function (GO): protein binding
Source: RefSeq, a predicted model, not a curated record